GAAAACAUGGUGAAACCUAUUUUGUUUUUUCUUGUUUUGAAUUCGUUUUUGGCGCUAGGAGAGAUGUUUGCUUUCCUUGUGCCUGCAGUUGUUGCAGGUGUUUCUUUAAGCUUGUAUGCAGCUCGUUGUCRCUUCAAAGAAUGCUGCACAGAUCGAUGGAUCAUCAACAACAUCACAGGCCUAGAAUACGACCUCCAAAAUCGCGUUUUUGGUCAACAUUUGGUCACUAAURCUGUAUUUAAAGCAAUCAAAGGACACUUAGCUAACAAAUCACCUGAGAAAGCWUUAGCUUUGUCAUUUAACGGGUGGACUGGCUGUGGAAAGAACCACGUUAGCAAGAUCAUUGCUAACAAUGUCUACAAGAAAGGAAUGGACAGUGCUUUUGUCAAUUUGAUUAUUUCAACUCAUCAAUUCCCUCACCAAGAUGAAAUAGAAAAUUACAAAACAUUACUGAAAGAAUGGAUUGUUGGAAACGUUACAAAGUGUCCAAGAUCACUGUUUAUUUUUGAUGAGAUGGACAAAAUGCCUGARGGAUUGGUGGAUGUUUUAAAGCCAUUCUUGGAACAUUAUUCUGAUGUUGGUGGUGUAGACUUUAGAAAAUCUAURUUUAUAUUCUUAAGUAACACAGGAUCAAAGGUUAUCAACUCAGAGACCCUCAAGAACUGGCAUAGUGGGAAAUCAAGAAAAGACAUCACUAUCAAGCAAAUGGAUAGCAUAAUUAAUCUCGGCGCCUUCAAUGAAAAAGGCGGUUUUUGGCAUACCAAUUUGAUUGACAGCAAUUUGAUUGAUUACUUUAUUCCAUUUCUGCCGCUGGAGAGAAUACACAUCAAAGAGUGUGCUAGAGUUGAUCUGAUAGCCAAGAAUCAUACUUAUGAUGAAGACUUGUUGAACAAAAUUGCUAAUGAAAUGUUGUACUUUCCAGCAGAUACUAAGAUAUUUUCAAAAUCUGGCUGCAAGAAGGUGUCAUCUAAGGUUGACUUAGUAGUUGGAUAGUAUGUGUCCAUGUUGGUUACUACGAGAUGUAGUAUAGUAGUGUAGUAUAGUAAUACCAUGUAGCUCCAGGGUUCCAAAGUCCAGUCCUCAUUCCCACACUUCGGCAAAUCCAAGUCCCAAUUUUUAAAGUUUCCAAUUCUUAUGCUUCUAUUUCCCAUCCCAAUAAGCUAAAUUCCAGUCCCAGUAAUGAACCUUGAAGGAACCCCAAGUUGGUGAUUUUAUUUCCCAUUCACUGGGACCUAAAUUGGGGUCCUAGUGAUGARCCUUGGAGAAAUCUGAUGUGUAUGAUUCAGUCUCUCAUUCCCAGUGUAGGAACCCCAUUCCCAUUGCCCAGCACAAAAAUAGAAACGAAUCCUAAAUUUACAUUUGCAAAAUAUUUUUGGAAGUAUACACCAGUUACCCUCAGACCCCCUCCAGAAUUUCCCAAGAAUUUCAAGAAAUCAAAACAUUUUUAACAUUGUUAAGUGUGCAUAUGUCUGCAUGUGUAUAUAGGUCUAAAAUUUUCUGUCCAACAAAGUGGAAAUCCAGAAAUAAAACAUCUAGUAUUAUUAGUAAUACACUUUAA
Molecule: messenger RNA, 1558 nt
Organism: Actinia tenebrosa (Australian red waratah sea anemone)
Lineage: Eukaryota; Metazoa; Cnidaria; Anthozoa; Actiniaria; Actiniidae
Product: torsin-1A-like
Cellular component (GO): endoplasmic reticulum
Molecular function (GO): ATP binding; ATP hydrolysis activity
Source: RefSeq, a predicted model, not a curated record